This is a messenger RNA of Staurois parvus, 392 nucleotides long. The record is from the annotation of a GenBank genome assembly. NCBI's taxonomy places the organism in Eukaryota, Metazoa, Chordata, Amphibia, Anura, Ranidae.
CAUGUACACAUGUACACUGAUCAUCACGGCACUGAUGAUCAGUGUGCCCUGAUGAUCAGUGUGGCCCCAGAAGUGCCACCUGUCAGUGUCCAUCAGUGCCAGCAGUCAGUGCUCAUCAGUGCCACGUGCCAGUGCCCAUCAGUUCCACAUCAAUGCCACAUAUCAGUGCAUACCAGUGCACAUCAAUGCCACAUAUCAGUACCCAUCUAAGCUGCCUUUCAAUGUCACCCAUCAGUGCCAGUCAGUGCCACCUAUCAAUGCCAAUCAGUGCCACCUAUCAGUGCUGCCAUCAGUGCCGCCUAUCAGUGUCAUGUAUCAGUGCUGCCUUUCAGUGCCCAUCAGUGAUGCCUGUCAAUGCCCAUCAGUGCAACCUACCAGUGCCUCCUAAUCAG